AGAAUCCAAAACUUAUUUCAAAAUGUCAUGUUUUUUGAAUGCUUGGGGUUGGUAAUGCUAUAACAUUUUGGGAUGGGUUGGGGAAACACUGAUGGAAGGAAGGGCCUAUACAUAAUUUGGGAUAGUAGUUAGGAAACUAAAGUUGCAGUGAUGAGCUAUCGUAGCUGAGGGUAGCUUCACAAAUAUUUAAAGUGUGAGCAUACGUAUUGUAAUGCAAAUCUGCAGAAUUUCAACAAAUGUUAGUUUUCCAGCAUGUUUUUAGAGGUACCCCACUAUCUCUACUUCUGAAUGGUGGUGUCCUUUAAUGGAUGCUGCACGUCAGGCAUUCCAGGCUGCAGAUGUAGUUUGAGACACGCAAAUACAGCAUUUGAAUGCCAGAAGAAUUUCCUAUUAAGGUAUUUACUUGUCAAUCCAAGAAAAAGAUCCUAAAACACCAGGAUGUGCCUCAAUAGAUUUAAAAGUCUGGUCUCCAUUAACAGUACAUACAAAUAGCUUAUAACAGGUUAGUACACAAUGACUGUUUUUGACAAAUAGUUUAUAACAAUCGAUAAGAAUUAAGGUCAACGGGACAAUGUGUUGCUUGUAAUCAUGGCCUAUAAACUUCUAACAGUCUCUACUGAUGUGCUUAUAACCUACUACAAUACAUGCCAUUAAUGUCUGUAACAUGCUUCUAACAUCUGAUAAUCAUUUAUUAACCCAUAUGUGGAAUCUUGCUACCAAGUGUGACUGAAAGUUUUUUCCAUUUAGUGAAAUACUGACUUGAAACAGCUCUGUUUUAAAAAAUUGUCAUUAUCUUAUGAGGAAUAGAUUUCUCCUUAAGAUGUCCAUAGAGCUUUCCCAAGAAUUUUGGAUGUUAUAUCUCUUUCUCCUGCCCUUUGGAUGUGUUGGCUAUUUGGAGUGUAAGCUCUUUGGGGCAAAGCCUGUCUCUUAAUGUGUGUAUAUACAGCACCUAGUGCAAUGGGGCUCUGCUCUCAGUGGAUCACCAGGUAUUACUGGAAUAAACAUAACUUGAUUAAUGCAUUUUUCUUUAGUGACAAGUACUUGAUAAAUGUUGAUGUGAUACUUGUAAGGUUUAAUAUUCUUAUCUUGACAUUUUGUCAUUACAUUCUUAAAUGCAAUGGACCUCUCGCACACUGUUUUUUGCAUUUGAUGACGUGUUGAUAGAAGUGUGUGUGUAUCCGUGGUCUCUGUAGAACAGUCUUUCUGUGCUUCCUUAAGUGUUAGCAAGAUUGGAAUCUAUCAUGCACAUAAGUAUGCAUCUGAGUGCUUCAAUUUAUUUCAGUGGCACUACACGUGAGUAGGGUUACACACCUGCCUAAGUGCAUAACCCAUUCUGAUAGCGUGGCUAUCUGUCCACUUCCAGAGUCUGGAGCACAGCAUAGAUGUCAGAUCUGCUACUGUUUCUGAUGUAAUGCCACUGCUUCUUUAGCUCUAGCAGUAAGAAAGUCAUGGUUUUAGCUCCAGCAGUCCCAGAUCCAAUCCCCACAGAUGGCCUCAGCAGGGCAUCAUUGGAAGUGUUUGCAGGAUCAGGGCCUUGGGUGUCCAAUCCAUUCACAUUUGCUUGAUUAAUUCACAUGCCAGGGGCACAGAGGGAAGCUCCUUGCAUAGACAAUCAGCUUCAGCCUCUCUGCCUGGCUCUUGGCUGCCCACAUCAUUCCAUGCAAAUGUGCACACACUCUGCACCACCCAGGAAGCAGCUUUCUUGUUUAGUAACAAUUCUCAUUUCCUUCCAUGAGUGCGAGAAUGGGUCAUCACCACUUCAGAGCUGUCAGUCAUGUGGAAGAGAUGAGGCGUAUGACUGGUGCGUGGGAGACGGAUGAACAGAACUUCAGACCAUCUAUGGGAAAAACUGGAGACAGCCUGAUACAGUCAAAACACUUAUAAAUAUCCAAUAUCCAUGACUCUUCAGGGAUCUUCGCCUUUCUUUGGGAUGAUAACAAGCCUCAUUAGAUCCUCUCCAGUAACCUAGAUACUGUCCAUUGGGGGAGACAGAGGUGAGACUGCCCUUGUACUGGGAGACAACUCAUUGCUUUUGCAUCACAUCACUUCAUUUCUCUCAGGGCUCACUGGCUUGACGACAAUGUGCGUAGGGAAGUGCACUCGGAUUCUGGGCCCAUGCCUCAUUGCCUUGGGUGUGCUUUCCAUUGCUGCCAACGUGCUCCUCCUCUUCCCCAGCUGGACGUGGAGCUAUGUGAAGGAGGGCCGCAUCACCAAACAGGCUAUGCAAGUGCCAGGAGUCUGGGGAGGAGGCAUAAUUGUUCUUCUGGCCGCAACUGAGAUCAUGGCUGUUGGGUGGCGCUGUGGCCGUUCCUCCGACCAUGGAACUUGCCAGAAUAUGUUCCUUUCCAUUGUAUUGUCGGGGCUGGCGUUGCUGGGAUCUACUGCUUGCUUUAUCCUUUCGGGUGUGGGCUUGACAAAUGGACCCCUCUGUCUAUACAAUCAGACUGAAGUCCCGAAGUGGGAUUACCCUUUCGUAAACAUGGAAAACCAGGCCUUCCACACCAGGGCUCAGAAUUAUUUGUAUGACCCAUCACUCUGGAAUUCAGUCUGCAUCGAGCCCCCAAACAUUGUAGCCUGGAACAUCUACUUCUUCUCCAUUCUGCUGGUCAUCAGCGUGGUCGAAAUGGUCCUGGCUUCUCUUCAGAUCAUCAAUGGCUUCUUUGGAUGCCUCUGUGGCUUAUGUGAAGGCAAAUAGGUUCAGUGCACAUCAGAUUCCUGAGUUGCCUGGAUUUUGCUAUGCCGAGUAGAGGAGGCAUUUACAAAGGGGUGAUCAUCCCAGAGCUUUGAGCCUCCUGCAUCAGCUACACCUGUGCAAAUAUUAAACCGAUCAUGGUCUCCUGGGUAGCCAUAUUAGCUCAUCACUACAAGGAUAUUUAAUACACACUAGAAUCACUGCCACCAUUUUAUUCCUGGGUGGCAACUAGAGCUGGAUAUCAGACUUACACUUUUGUGUUAUGGAUUACAAUGUAGUUUCUGUAUGAACACAUUGUACUGAAUUGAUGGGGCCAUUAUAUGAAUACCCUCUGAUUUCUACAGACGCAAACCCAGGAGGAAGCGGAAAUAAUCCAUGCUAGCUGUUUACCUUUGUCUGGGAAGGGUGUGAUGUUCCUUAGCACCAGAUUCAGGAAAUGCACAGACCCUUUGUCAAGGGAAGAACACUGUGCAAGCCUGGGACAUAGACACAACAAAUUCUGCACGUGCAAGGGAUCGCUUUGAAGAACAAAUGAAUCCUGAGUCAUCUGAUCUGGUUUUUCCCACCCUGCAGUUUCUUCUGUGCUGAUGCAAUACCUCUGGAUAGUGGCUUGAAACUGGCCUGUCUGAGGGCUGCUGAUUAACAGAGAGAUUAUGGAUGGACCAUGUGACCCUUACGCUGACAUUUUUGCUAAGGACAGAGAGAGGGAAGGGGGCAUCAGUUGGGACCAAUAACCUUUCUGACCUUUAUUCAUCAUAACAAAGCAAAAUAGCCACAAGCCCCAUUUUUCUGUUUGCACAACCCAUAUGACUGUAGCUCAUGUAGCAAUAUUUAUAGUGACAUUAGUCCAAAAUGUGGUUUAUUUUUUCACUGUCUUUUAAUUUAUUAAUUUAUCUAAUACAUCUGCAUUUAGACAAACUGAGUUGGAGCCUUCUGGAUGCUUCCAUUGGGUUUGAUCGUUAUUUGGCAUCUCUGAAGAGUGAGAAACCAAUUCCUGGGCUCUGGGUUAGGACCAACGUUCCCUCUAAUUUUUUCCAUCCAUGUGCGGAAUAAAUUUUGUUAUGUGCACCAAGAUAAUG
Messenger RNA from Trachemys scripta elegans, 3771 nucleotides. It is a transcript of the gene TM4SF19, whose product is annotated as transmembrane 4 L six family member 19. The transcript is spliced from 6 exons. The record is from RefSeq and is a predicted model, not a curated record. NCBI's taxonomy places the organism in Eukaryota, Metazoa, Chordata, Testudines, Emydidae. The coding region runs from base 2081 to 2695 and encodes 204 amino acids. Gene Ontology annotation, cellular component: membrane.